GCCGUCCGACCUCGCUCUAGUGCUCUCGCUCGCCUGGUCCCUGCCGACGGGCGGCAGAUCUGGUCUGAAUAGCGACCUUAGCCUAUCAUGGUCCGUGGCUCAUUCUGAUUCCCCGAGGCGGCUCCUCCGGCUGGUAUGGCAUGUGCUGUUGGCUUACGUGGUCAGCCUAUGAUUCGGCCCCGGCACUACCAUAUCCUUGUGUGCUCCAAAAAGCUCCGCCAAUAAAGAUACACGCUUAUCGAUUUUACUGUAUGGGUUUAUGAACCGUUAUCUAAUGCUUUGGCCUGGGUGUUAGGUAUCUCCUCCCCGUAGGGCGGUGGUGUCCCCGUGCAAGGCCUUCCCUCCAGUUUGGGUAGCAGUGUCCGGGUGAUGGAUCAAAAGGAGCGAUGUCAAAACAGCAGCUUCCUUCCCAAGCGUAGGCAAGAGCUGCUCAAAUGGAACGGUUGGGGCUACAAGGACUCCAAGUUUAUGCUCAAGGACAGUGCCAUAAUGUUCUCAGGCGAAAGGUACCCGAUCGGCCACGGCGAGCGACUCCCCCUGUUCUUGCGCUGGGUGGAGACCGAGCUGGGACUGGACACGUCCGUGCAGUACCACCCGCAGCCGGAGCCGGCCGAGCAGGACUACCCGCCCCCCAACGUGCGCCAGGAGUUCCUGGCGGCGCUGACGGCGGCUGGCAUCAGCCACUCCGUCGCCGGUGACGACCGUCUCUGGCGCUCGCAUGGCCACACCAUGCACGAGAUUUUCGCGCUGCGCUCGGCCUCGCUGCCGCCGCUCGUGGACGUGGUCGUCUGGCCUGAGAGCCACGAGCACGUGGUGAGGCUGGUGCAGCUGAGCGGCGAGCACGACGUGGCGCUGAUCCCGUACGGCGGCGGCACCUCGGUCACCGGAGCGCUCCUCCGCCCGGCGGGCGAGCCGCGCACUGUAGCUUCCGUCGACACGUCACAGAUGGCGCGCGUGCUGUCAGUGUGCCCGACCAACUUGACGGCGCGGUGCGAGGCGGGCAUCAUCGGCCAGGACCUGGAGCGUGUGCUCCAGAGCCAGGGCUUCACGUGUGGCCACGAGCCUGACUCGUACGAGUUCUCCAGCCUGGGCGGCUGGGUGGCCACGCGCGCUUCGGGCAUGAAGAAGAACGUGUACGGCAACAUCGAGGACCUGCUGGUGCACGUGCGGCUGGUGACGCCACGCGGCGUGCUGGAGCGUGGCUGCCGCGCGCCGCGCCUCUCGGCCGGGCCCGACCUGCACCAGGUGGUGCUCGGCUCUGAGGGCACGCUGGGCAUCAUCACCGAGGUGACGCUGAAGAUCCGGCCGGUGCCGCCGUGUCGCCGCUACGGCGGCCUCAUGUUCCCGCAGUUCGUGUGCGGCGUGCGCUUCAUGCGCGACGUGGCCGCGCGCCGCCUGCAGCCGGCCAGCGUCCGGCUCAUGGACAACGAGCAGUUUAAGUUCGGCCAAGCCUUGAAGACGGCGUCGGGGUCGUUCGGCUGGAUCAAGAGUGCUCUCCAAAAGGCGUACAUCACUAAAUGGAAGGGCUUCGACCCUGAUACUCUGUGCAUAGCCACCCUCAUGUUCGAAGGCACCGAACAGGAGGUGGCCGAGCAGGAGCGCCGCGUGCUGGAGCUGGCCACCACCCACGGCGGCUUCUCGGUUGGCGAGGAGAACGGCAAGCGUGGCUACAUGCUCACGUUCGUCAUCGCCUACAUACGGGACCUGGCGUUCGACUUCCAGAUGCUGUCCGAGUCAUUCGAGACGUCCAUGCCGUGGGACCGGUGCCUGACCGUGUGCGACAGUGUCAAGAGGCGCGUGCGCCAGGAGUGCAGCGACCGCGGCGUGAGCUCCGUCUUCAUCACGUGCCGCGUGACGCAGACCUAUGACGCCGGCGCCGUGGUGUACUUCUACUUCGCCUUCUGCUACAAGGGCGUGGCUGACCCCGUCCGCAUGUACGAGGAUGUGGAGGCGGCGGCCCGGGACGAGAUCCUGCGGUGCGGCGGCUCCAUCUCUCAUCACCACGGCGUCGGCAAGAUCCGGCAGCGCUGGAUGGAGGAGACCGUCUCGGCGCCCGGCCUUGGCGUGUUGCGCGCCACCAAACAAUACCUGGACCCGCACAACGUGUUCGCCUGCGGCAACCUGUACGGCCAGCUGCCCGAGCCGGCCUCCAAGCUGUGAUCGGAGGCGGCGGGCUGCGGCGGUCCACCACCGGCCGGGGAUGGUGUGGUCCACCACCGGCGAGGGAUGGUGCGGUCCACCACCGGCGAGGGAUGGUGCACUCCACCACCGGCGAGGGAUGGUGCGGUCCACCACCGGCGAGGGAUGGUGCACUACACCACCGACGAGGGAUGGUGCACCCCACCACCGACUGGGGAUGGUGCGGUCCACCACCGGCGGGGGGUGGUGCGGUCCACCACCGACUGGGGAUGGUGCCGAUGCGGCCUCGGGCGGCCUGACCUAGCCGGCCAGCCCGAUCUGCCGCCGGCCAGCCAGCUGUAGCCUAAGCGGCUGCACGUCUCGGCCGCCGCCACCAGGCUCUCCGGCACCGCAUUGGCCGCCACCACUGCGCAGGGUCGGCCGCCGCCGGCCCCUGACCGUCCUCACAGCCGGCGCG
Molecule: messenger RNA, 2596 nt
Organism: Pollicipes pollicipes
Lineage: Eukaryota; Metazoa; Arthropoda; Thecostraca; Pollicipedomorpha; Pollicipedidae
Gene: Agps
Product: alkyldihydroxyacetonephosphate synthase
Exons: 14
Coding region: 370-2160 (596 amino acids)
Biological process (GO): lipid biosynthetic process
Cellular component (GO): peroxisome
Molecular function (GO): alkylglycerone-phosphate synthase activity; FAD binding
Source: RefSeq, a predicted model, not a curated record